Messenger RNA from Clunio marinus, 399 nucleotides. The record is from the annotation of a GenBank genome assembly. Lineage: Eukaryota; Metazoa; Arthropoda; Insecta; Diptera; Chironomidae.
AUGAAAUCAAAUUCAUCGAUAACUUCAAUGAAAGAUUUCGUUUUUUCUUGGAAGUCCUUACCUGAUAAAUCUUCAAUGAUGAAUUGGAAUAUGCAUAAUCUCAAAUAUUGCGAAUCGCUAACGUCUUUCCAUUCAGCUAUCCAAAGCCAACACCAGAAUCAAAUUGGAGCAUCACCUAAAGACAACAAGAAAAAUUAUUUAAAGCUCAAAAUAUUUACAAAAAAGUUAUCGAUGAAUUUAGAAAUCAUUUGUGCAAUAUUAACAACUGGAAAAAUAAGAAAAUUUUCUUCGCAGACACGAACGAAGACGAGGAAUCGCGGGGUUUUCACAAUUUGUACAAUAAAUUUAAAUUUUCCUGGUAGUUUGGAAUGUGAUACAUUUAAAGACCAAAAUAUCUGA